GGAGACGCCUUUGCACUUUGGCGUGAAACUCUGUUCGUAAAUCCCGCACAAAAGUGAUAAAGAAAAAAAACAAAAAACAAACAAUAAACGACACAGACCCACUCAAAAAAAAAGAGAACAGAAAAGUUCAGUAAGUUUAUGCAUUGUGACUGGUGUUGUGAUUCGUCGGUUGUUCAUGUUUGAAAAAAGCUCCCGCGAAAAACAAUUUGCUGCCGUUUCUGCCGAUCGAAACUUUUGCGCACGUGCACCGAAGCAACUUUGCCAAAUAACGGAGCAAUGCCGAAAUUAUUUGAAGACCCUGGUGUCGACGAGUUCCGCGGAUUGGACAUGCGAAAUUUGAGUAUCGACGAAGCCUGGAUGGUUGUGACGUCACAGUUAGCCAGCCCGUCUUGGCUCUACGUCCUUUCCGAUGACUGCGAUCAAUGCGCUUUCAAGUUGCUGGCCGGCAUCGGUGCGGAAACCAAUAACAGUCUUGAAAUGAGCACCAAGCACGGAUGGACGUUGCGCUUCAGAAGCGAUAACGAUUCAACCCACGUCCCGCGGUCCACAGAAAGCAACAAUACCCUGUGCCAACUACACGUUACAAUGGGAGAAUUCGGAGUGUACGAUGUGCAGGUCAACCCGUUGGAUGGCGAUCGUGCCAACUGCAGUUUCUCGACGGCCAAAGAACCUGUUAACAUUUAUGCUCCUCUAUUGGCCUGCUUUCUAUUCUACGUUGUGCUGGCCCUCUUAUGGAUCGGCCUGAAAAAAGCUUUUCGAAACGGCUAUCUCGAUGGAUGUCUCUACGCUCUCAAACUGAAAAAGAAGCGAAAUGUGAACGCUGAUGAGUCGGUCACGUGCAAACAAACCGAAGAUGACAAGACGACGAAAAAGAGCUCCCGACUGAAAUCGCUAGACACAUUUCGUGGAAUCAGCAUUGUGAUCAUGAUAUUCGUCAACGACGGUGCCGGCCAGUAUUUCUUCUUCGAACACGCAACAUGGAAUGGGCUCCAAGUGGCCGAUCUCGUCUUCCCUUGGUUUAUGUGGAUCAUGGGUGUCUGCAUGCCGAUCUCGCUGAGAUCCUCGCUACGUCGCAAAGAAACCAAACUGACCAUCUUUUCCGGCAUCUUACGUCGUUCGUGUCUGCUCUUCCUUCUCGGCCUCGUCAACAACUCGCUCGGCGGAAAUAUCCAACUAAGCCAGUUGAGAAUUCCGGGCGUACUCCAGCGCUUCGCCAUCACUUACUUAGUUGUUGGCAUGGCCGGUCUUUUAUUCACACCCGCCGAUCUCUCGGCUCCUCAUCAAUCAAGUAAAACCCGGAAAAUGUUGCAAGACAUCAUCGUCCUGUGGCCGCAAUGGGUUUUCUUUUUGCUGCUGGUUGCCGGCCAUUGUUUCAUCACAUUUUUCCUGCCCAUCGAAGAGGAAUGCCCUGUCGGUUACCUGGGUCCCGCCGGACUGCAUUUAGAUAACAAAUAUCCAGGCCAGUGCAUCGGAGGGGCGGCAGGCUACAUCGAUCGAUUGAUCCUUACAGUUCAACACAUCUACAACUGGCCUACAACCAGGCAGGUCUACGAAUCCGGUCCUUACGAUCCAGAGGGAAUUCUAGGAUCGAUGCUGUGUACGUUCCAGGUGUUUUUGGGUGCACAAGCCGGCGUGACUCUCUUGGUGUUUAGCGAUUGGAAAUCAAGAAUCAUCCGUUGGCUGUCUUGGUCCGUUUUGACCGGCGCUAUCGGCACCGUCCUCUGUUUGGCAUCUCAGAAUGACGGCUGGAUCCCCGUCAACAAAAAUCUGUGGUCAUUGUCGUACGUCAUGGUGACGACUUGCUUCGCUUUCUUCCUCUUGACCAUUUGUUAUUACCUCAUCGACAUCCGAAAAUGGUGGACUGGAUCUCCUUUCUUUUAUCCCGGAAUGAACGGGAUUCUGAUGUACUUGGGUCAUCAAGUAACCUACAACCUUUUCCCAUGGCACUGGCAAACCGGACUGAUGAACACGCACUUUGAACGAUUGGUAGAAACCCUUUGGGGAGUUUCUCUUUGGGUUGCCAUCGCCACGUGGCUGUAUCACAAAAAAGUCUUUCUAGCUCUUUAAAAAAUGAAUAUCGGAAAUAUAUUAUAUAAACUUA
This is a messenger RNA of Daphnia magna, 2101 nucleotides long. RefSeq names its product heparan-alpha-glucosaminide N-acetyltransferase (gene Hgsnat). The record is from RefSeq and is a predicted model, not a curated record. Bases 277 to 2067 code for a protein of 596 amino acids. The transcript has 10 exons. Lineage: Eukaryota; Metazoa; Arthropoda; Branchiopoda; Diplostraca; Daphniidae.